GGCCUUAAAAAGACCUCUGCAGAAGAAUAGCUGAUAUGGAAAAGAAAGAACGGGCUUGGGCUGGCGUGGUUCGUAGGAUAGUGACAUUUUCUUUUGCUUUCCUGGUCCUGGCAGGGGUAACAUGGGCAUUCGUCGACAGUAUUCCCUUAGUAACAGAUGAAUACAGAAUCUUGGCGUUUGGUAUUUAUGGAGCCUUUCUUGCUGUCCACCUCAUCAUCCAGAGCUUCUUUGCAUUCCUGGAACACAAGAAGAUGAGAAGAAGUGGAAACUCUUGUUCUUACACCAAAACGGUGGCCUUGACUAUCUCAGCCUACCAGGAAGAUCCAGCCUAUCUUCGAGAAUGUCUGGAGUCUGUCAAAAAUACAGACUACCCGCCGGACAAACUUAAGGUUAUAAUGGUCAUUGACGGUAACAGAGAAGAAGACCAAUAUAUGAUGGACAUGUUCAAAGAAGUGUUUGCAGGUGAGGACGUAGGGACAUACAACUGGAAGUAUAACUACCAUUCAUGGGAUAUAAACAAAGAAGCACACUGCUUCACAAGCGAUGAAAAUCAGGACAUGGGCAAAGACACUUUGUGGAUGACACCAGGGCUACCCGACGAUGGAAUGGCAUAUCAGACGGCAUCAGACACCAAUCCUAGCGAAGGAGUGUAUGACGAACUAGAGGAGCCAGAUUUGCCUGCAUACACCGAUAUUUUGAUUGAAGAUCCUGGAAGAGGAGAAGUUGAACAUCUCAUUAAAACCAAGAGAUGUGUGUGCAUCAUGCAAAAGUGGGGAGGAAAGAGGGAAGUCAUGUAUACCGCAUUCAAAGCCCUUGGAGAUACAGUAGAUUAUGUCCAGGUUUGUGACUCAGACACCAAACUCGACUCCUUGGCCACCGUCGAACUCGUGAAGGUCCUGGAAUCCAAUGAUCGUUAUGGCGCAGUGGGAGGAGAUGUGCGGAUCCUGAACCUCUCAGAUUCCUAUAUCAGUUUUAUGAGCAGCCUGAGGUACUGGAUUGCCUUCAACGUGGAGAGAUCCUGCCAGUCCUACUUUGACUGUGUUUCUUGCAUUAGUGGGCCCCUCGGGCUUUAUCGUAAUGACCUUCUCCAGGCAUUCCUUGAAUCCUGGUACAAUCAGAAGUUUUUGGGAACCCAUUGCACUUUCGGAGAUGACCGUCACCUUACAAACAGAAUGCUCAGCAUCGGCUACGCCACCAAAUAUACAGCAAGGUCGAAGUGCUACUCGGAGACACCUGCCCAAUUCUUGCGUUGGCUGAACCAGCAGACUCGUUGGACCAAGUCUUACUUUCGAGAAUGGCUCUACAAUGCCCUGUGGUGGCACAAGCACCAUCUGUGGAUGACCUACGAGUCUAUAAUUGCCGGUGUUUUCCCAUUUUUUGUCACUGCCACUGUGAUUAAGCUCUUCUUCAGCUGCCAUUUGUGGGACAUAAUGUGGGUCCUCCUCUGCAUCCAGCUCAUUGCCACAAUUAAGGCCUUAUAUGCCUGCCUUCUUCGAGGGAACAUGGUCAUGAUAUUCAUGUCUCUUUAUGCUGUUUUGUACAUGGUGGGUCUCCUUCCCACAAAGUACUUUGCUAUUCUGACCAUGAACAAGAGCAGCUGGGGGACAUCUGGAAGGAAGAAGAUGGUUGGAAACUAUAUGCCUCUACUCCCGCUAUCCAUAUGGGGUGCAAUUUUACUAGCAGGCCUAAUAUACACCAUCGUCAUGAUGUCCAUAUGCAGUAACUGUAGGCUGAUAGAUGUAGAGAAAUAUUACCUUAUAUAUGGAUCUGCUGCCUACAUUAGUUACUGGUUGAUAAUGAUUAGUCUCUACUGGUUGUGGAUUAGACGACUUUGUAGGAAGAGAUCAGACUACUACGACAUUCACGACUGAUGAACUUCUCAAAUUUAGAACUGUCAGCUCUACCAGAGAACACUACUGGCUUUUGAAGACUAAAAAAGAAUGAAAAAAUAUAUAUCUUCAACUACCUGUUUUCAACCACUAUCCAAUAGAUUUUUCCCCAUGAAUAAAUAAUGCUGGACUUUGAAGUCUUCUACAUUGAAGGACGUGAAGGAACAUGUUUGGAUCCCACCAGAAGACUUAGUCUAUAUGGCCCACAUUGAUGUGUAUGAAUAUUUUAACGAAGAAGGAAAUAUUAGACAUGUAACUAAUUGUGAAAUACCUGAUUUGUGUUCACGUGCAGUCUUUUCUCAACAUAUUCUUAUAUCAUACUAUGUGCCCUCUCAUCUCCGGUCACGUCGGGAAACCCCACCGUGGACCUCUGUCUUUGGGAUGCAUUGGGUUGUAAUAAUAGUGAAACCGUGAAGACUACCAUAUUUAUUAGGCUAGAGUCUACGUUUACAGUCAACUACUAAUGUGCACUAAGGAUUGUUAUUUAAAAGAAAAGUUACUUGGAAAUAUAUGGAAAUGUUUUAUAUUAUUUAUUUUAGUUUUUGUGGUUUAUGUGUAUAAGAUUAUUAUUUUUAUCUGUAUACUUGUUGUUUUCUUUGGAAAAUAAAUGCAUUAUUUUUAUUAA
Spea bombifrons (plains spadefoot toad) is the source of this 2514-nucleotide messenger RNA. Its product is annotated as hyaluronan synthase 1-like. The coding region runs from base 36 to 1871 and encodes 611 amino acids. The record is from RefSeq and is a predicted model, not a curated record. Gene Ontology annotation, biological process: hyaluronan biosynthetic process; extracellular matrix assembly. Gene Ontology annotation, molecular function: hyaluronan synthase activity. The transcript is spliced from 4 exons. NCBI's taxonomy places the organism in Eukaryota, Metazoa, Chordata, Amphibia, Anura, Pelobatidae.